CCCAGCCCAGCCCACCCCAGCUCAGGCUGUCAGCCGGUGCAAGCUAAUACUAGCUGAUCCCUGCGUUCAGGGAAGGCGGACCUUGGGUCGGACCUGUCGCCCCCAACGCCCGGGCCUGGGUGAUCCCCCCCCGCCCACGCCUCCCGCCCGCCCGUCGCUACCACCCUUAGCUUCUCAGACUGAGCUCCGCGCUCCGGAGAGGAUUAAAACCCAGGGAGACAGGGGUCUCCUGCUAAGGAUUUGGCUGUGCCAGUGGUCAUCACGGUGGUGGGGGAUACAGCCUUGGACACUCCUCACGUCAGAAGUCAGUGGGCAGGUUGACUGAGCACUGGCAGUUUCCUAGCAUCAGCAUGAAUCCCAGGGUCCCAGCUACUCAGAGCUGGUUCAGCAGCCACCCACCCACCACUGAGCCUGACUUGGAACCUGCCACUGAAGGGUCUACCACAGAGACCACCACCCUCAGUCCAGAAACCACAAGCUUCAAUGGCACCAGAAUCCCUGAUGUGGCAGGUGGUGCAGCUGGUGUGGGUACCAUGCUUCUGUCUUUUGGGAUCAUCACAGUGAUUGGCCUGGCCGUGGCCAUGGUUUUAUAUAUCAGGAAGAAGAAGAGGCUGGAGAAACUACGCCACCAGCUCAUGCCUAUGUACAACUUCGACCCCACGGAGGAGCAGGAUGAACUGGAGCAGGAACUCCUGGAACAUGGGCGAGACGCAGCCUCCAUGCAAGCUGCUGCCUCCCUGCAGGCCACACAGGGCAAGUCAGAGCCACUGGGCAACCUGAGCACGCUACCACUCUCCCAGAUCCUCCAAAGCCAGAGUACCAUGAAGGGUCCGGGCCUGUCUUCGAUCCAUCCUUAUGUUUGCCCCUGUCCUGAGGGGAAGAGGGUCAGAGAGCACCCUCCCUUCCCAAGGCCCACUGCAGAGGCCUAGCAGACUGGUGUUUACUGAUGUAGCCAAUGCCAUCCACGCAUGAGUGGCCUGGACCUCCGACAAAGACACCCACCACAGUGCCCGCAGCACUCGCUGCCCACUUCCUGACUGUCAAGAUCUAUCUCAGGACCUGAGCCAUCGCCACCACAGGACAGGAAAGGGCUGCAACAGACACCAGCUGUGCUGAGGCCCCACCCACUGACUCAAGCAUGAAGAGAGACCUCUGACCAGGCUAGCCAUCUGGCCACUGACUUCUCCUGAACCGAUAGCCCUGACACAGAAGGUAUCCCUCAUGCAGGAAGGCGAGGAGCUGGCUUUCUGGUCUCCUGGCCAUAACCCUCGCGCCAAGGUCUGCUUCUCUGAUGGGAAGGAAGGGCAAGGGAGAAGAGAGGAAGGCUCCCCUCUAUCUAGAAUUGCUUUUUUCUUUUUUAGGUCUGGAGCCUCCUCUAGUGUAGAGAAAGGCAAACCCCCAGAUGAUAGGAACAGGGCAGGGCAACACCUUUUAGGAAGGGUUCUUUGUUUGUUUUUAGAGACAGGGUCUUGGCUGGUCUGAAACUUG
Molecule: messenger RNA, 1488 nt
Organism: Onychomys torridus (southern grasshopper mouse)
Lineage: Eukaryota; Metazoa; Chordata; Mammalia; Rodentia; Cricetidae
Gene: C7H3orf18
Product: chromosome 7 C3orf18 homolog
Exons: 6
Coding region: 351-929 (192 amino acids)
Source: RefSeq, a predicted model, not a curated record